This is a messenger RNA of Gigantopelta aegis, 1960 nucleotides long. Its product is annotated as torsin-1A-like. The record is from RefSeq and is a predicted model, not a curated record. NCBI's taxonomy places the organism in Eukaryota, Metazoa, Mollusca, Gastropoda, Neomphalida, Peltospiridae. Bases 251 to 1888 code for a protein of 545 amino acids. The transcript has 2 exons. Gene Ontology annotation, molecular function: ATP hydrolysis activity; ATP binding.
GAGGACCAUGAACUAUUUUUUUAUCUAUCUUAAAUGAAACUUAAAAACUUAUUUGGGCCUAGCUGGUGAGAAACAUGCAUUUUAAUUUUACAGAAGAAAUAAUGAUUAAAUACCUGAAGUUAUAAUAUUUAAAGUCAGUAGACGGAUUUAAAUUUCUUAUUCUAGAGCUGACACUUUUUUCUUCUUUUUUUUGUGGAAACUCAGAAAAGGUUAAAACUGCCUAUAUGUAUAUGACAUAUACUACAUUCAAAUGGAGCCAAUGGAAUAUGACUCGGAUGGCAGUCCUGGCCACAAAUGGCAUUCAUCACCAAUGCAGCACUCUGGAUGGGAUGAAGAAAUGCACCCAUCAUCAUGUUCACAACAUUCUGGUGAGAACACAUUGGAUGACAACCACUCCCAGUCUUUAUCACCUCGCUCAAGAUGGAUGUUAUGCAGGAACGUGAUUUCAUCAGUUACUGGUUUUGGAUAUGGCCUACAACAGACUGUAGGUUCUUCAUCAUCUUUUCUAAAAGGUGAUGUCAAGGAUUCAACAUCAUGUGUCAAAGAAUGUUCUCCACGGUCGAAAUGGAAUACUUCCUCCAACAUUGUGUCUGCUGUAAGAGCGUUUGCAGGAUUGAAAUCAGUUAAUCAGGACAGUGCUAGAGAUAAUGUACUGACCUCUGCUUCUUUGUUCAGAUCUGACAGUUUGGGAUUUGUUCCGUCUGAACCAAUCUAUCCAGAUCUGUCAUCUUUCAUGGCAGGCGGAGAUCAGGACAAAGAUGUUUGUAUGGAAUAUAAUGCAAUACGGUCUUCAAAAAGCAAGGAUGUCUUGUCCACAAAGAGAAGGAAGCUUGAACCUGCAUGCUCGGUGACUGAUUCUCCCAUUAGGAAGUUGUGUGAGUCAUCCGUUAAAAAGAGGAAUAAACGAGUGAAGACAGCUACGUCUAAUGAAACUAAGACAUCAGCAUCCACUGUGUCAGAUGAACGGAAAGCAAGAUCCUACACUAGAGUCUUUCUGUUGGUCACUGUUAUGAUUUGUGUUAUUAUUAUCUUCUUGAAUUACUACACAGUGGGAGUGUCCAACUGUUCUCUGUCCACGGACAUCAACUUCUCAGACCUGCACUCGGUGAUCAGAAAAGACUUGUACGGUCAACACAUUGCUUCACAGAUUAUAUCAGCUGAACUAGAACAGUAUUUUUCAGAGUAUUCCAAUUCAGUGAUGGCGACUAGACCAUUGGUGCUUUCUUUGCAUGGGUGGACGGGAGUUGGAAAAAACUACGUUACUUGGUUGAUUUCAAAUUCUUUACCUGCCACAUCCGUGACCAAAUUUCUGAUAGCGUUACAUUUUACACACGAGUCAGAAUCUGAUAUUUAUUCCAAAAAGGUCUUUCAGUGGGUCAUAUCUAACGUGACCCAGUGUAAAGUUAAUAUUUUUAUAUUUGAUGAGAUGGACAAAGCACCCAAAGGCGUGAUAUCGGGACUAAGUGCUGCAAUAUCCCAUCUUUCAACAACAGACAAGAAGUCUGCUCCUGUAGUCAUUUUCUUACUAAGCAACAGUAAGGGGACUGACAUCACUAAGAAGAUUUUUACUGAUGAGGCUGAAAAGGAGAGGAAAUCCUAUACAGCUAAAGAUUUUGAAGAUAUAUUUUUGCAAGAUGAAUAUAUUUGGUAUUCUGAUAUGUUGUCUAAUAAUUUAAUCAAAGCUGUAGUUCCCUUUCUUCCCUUGGAAAGAAGACAUGUCAUCAAGUGUAUCAAAAGGGAUAUUUUAUCAAAGGGUUACGAAAUUAAUGACAGCUUAGUAGAUGAGAUACUGAAGGAGAUGUCAUUCUUUGUGGUGGCAAAUCGUAAACAAUAUUCUCAGAGUGGUUGCAAGAGGGUUUCGGAAAAAGUUGAUCUUGUAUACACAUGAUUUCAUUAGAUGUAUAAUAAUGUAAAACCUGGUUUGUAUGUUUGAAACAGAUAAAAUAUUUUGUUUAGUAAA